This is a messenger RNA of Macrobrachium nipponense, 681 nucleotides long. Its product is annotated as synaptonemal complex protein 1-like. Bases 1 to 681 code for a protein of 226 amino acids. NCBI's taxonomy places the organism in Eukaryota, Metazoa, Arthropoda, Malacostraca, Decapoda, Palaemonidae. The record is from RefSeq and is a predicted model, not a curated record. The transcript has a single exon.
AUGAAAGGUUUAGAGGACGAGUUACAAGUCCUCACCAUUCAGACACAGAUGGCCCACGAAAAUUUGAAAGAGCUCGACCAAUGUCAAAGAGAAUUAGCUGAGAAAAACGAGGAACUGAAAAAGCUGAGAAAACAGAACUUGCAAAAGGAUAGCGAGAUCCUUCGACUGGAAAAUGAAUGCACCCAGAAACAAUUGGAAGUCUGCGGUUUGCUGCAAGAAUCUAAAUCUGUUGUAGCAGAACAACCGACGGCAAAUGGAAAGAUGAAUGACCUGAUUAGGAGGAACGUUCAACUAGAAUUCGACCUUGCUGAGACGAAGGAGCAACUAGAGACCAGGGUUUUUGAAGAGAUGGAAGCCUUAUUGGAAAUCUUAAGACGCCAAGAAGAGAUCUUGGCGCAGGAUACGAUGAUCAGCUGCUUGGGAAAGGUCAAAAUCCUUAAUGGAUCAAAGAAUUAUACAGAAAAGGAAGUUUGCAGAAGAGAGAGGACGUUAAGAAAAGCUGAAGACAAAAAGGCUUCGGAUAAAACUCGGUGUCUGAGGAAGCCCCAGAUCAACUGCAGAGCCCUCUACCGAAGAAUGGACAGCAUCGAGGAAGAACUUCGCCAAAUCAAAGGAUUGCAGCGACCUUCAGCUGGCACCAAGAGGCACUCAGAAGCUCCGAAUAAAAACUCCAUCAAUUGA